Molecule: messenger RNA, 444 nt
Organism: Psylliodes chrysocephalus
Lineage: Eukaryota; Metazoa; Arthropoda; Insecta; Coleoptera; Chrysomelidae
Source: the annotation of a GenBank genome assembly
AUGAGGCUAUUUCACCUACCUAAUAUACCAGGUGCAUAUUGUGUGGUUUCUGGCUGUAAUGCAGAGUACUCUGCUUAUAAGAAGGCAGGAAUUGGUGUGUCAUUUCAUAAAUUUCUCAGGCCAAUAUAUUUUGUUUCCCAGGCAUUUUUAAGUAAAUGGAUUAGACGAUGCGGAACUAGAAAUAUUGAUCCUUUAAAAAAUCAUAUUUGCUAUAAUCACUUUUCGCCCACCGAUUAUAAAAGAGAUUUGCAAAAUAAAUAUUUAGGAUUGCCACUUAAGAAGAAGUUAAAAAAGACAUCAGUUCUCAAUAAAAAUCUUCAACAUGUGGUUUUGGCUGUAAUAGAAGUGAAUGACAAAAACCAACUGGUAUCUCCAGAAGUACCUUUUGGAAAUGGUUCAGAAAAUGCUGACUACAAAAUAAAAUAUUCAGAACUGCUUUCAUAA